CGCCGGAUGAUGACGUAACUCCACAUGAUCUUAUUUUCUGUUUAUAGCAGACUCCGGAAAUAAUUUCAGACAUAUCCAUACCAGAAGGAUAAAUUGGAAGAGUUGGUAUGGAAAAAACAAUGGUUUAUUAAUUCCGAAAGGAGACCAUGCAGCCUCUGAGAGAUGCCGAGCUUGGGGCUUUCACCUUCUUCGCCUCUCCUCUUCCUCAUGAUGUGUGUGGCAGUAACGGUCUCCCUCUGACCCCCAACUCCAUCAAGAUCCUGGGCAGAUUCCAGAUCCUGAAAACCAUCACACACCCCAGACUGUGUCAGUACAUCGACAUCUCCCGAGGAAAACAUGAAAGACUCGUCGUCGUCGCCGAACACUACGAACGCAGCCUCAAGGAUCUUCUCAAACAAGACAAAGCUAUCAGUUCGGAGCAGGUUCUGCAGAUUGCCUACGAGGUGUUGGAGGGACUGGCAUUUAUUAACAGACACGGCCUGGUCCACAGAACCCUCAGCCCUCAUAACGUGCUCCUGGACUGUAAGGGUAAAGUAAAACUGGCUAAGUUUGGUCUUUAUUACAUGACGGAUCACGGAGCAGAUGUGGAUUUCCCUAUCGGGUAUCCAUCUUAUCUCGCUCCCGAGGUUAUCGCCCAAGGCAUGUUCCAAUCCACUGAUCCCUCCCUCAGCCAGGUCCCUUUACCCUCAGGGCCCAAGACUGACGUGUGGUCUAUGGGGAUGCUGCUGUUUGAGCUCUGUGCUGGCAGGCGGGUUUUACAGAACAUUGAAAUUAGCGAGAGAUUGAAGUUCGUCAUUACCUUAGGAUGCAUGGAUGACAUCGUGACGGUGCUUGCAGAGGAGCACGGAUGCCUGGACGUCAUUAAGGAGCUUCCUGACAAUGUGCUGCUGUUAUUGAGGAAAUGCCUGACGUUUUUGCCUUCGAAACGCCCAACUCCAUCUGAGCUAUUAGAAGACGCCGUGUUUGAGGGAAUCUCGUGCCUCUACACCCCGUAUGAGAGCUCAGUCACUCUGUUCUCCUCCUCACUUCGCUGUGCUCAUCUCCAGAUACCUGAUGACAUCACCGAACUCUUCAAAGGUCUAAAUCUAAUGCCUGUCUCUUUCUUUACACUGUAUUUAUUUCAGCCUCAUUCAAUAGCAUGUCAGAGGGUCCGAAAAAUUGUCAGUGUCACUGUUGUUGCACAUGUGGUGGUGUGUGCAGGGGAUGGAGAGGACAACCUGUCUGAGAGAUCUGUGGAUGAAGUUUAUCACCUGUGGUGUCUGGCAGGAGGAGACCUAGAGAAGGAACUCACAAACAAGGGCAUCAUCCAGUCCAAACCUCCAGUCUGCACCCUCCCCAAUUUCAUUUUAGAAGAUGGCGAGACGUUUGGUCAGGGCAGAGACCGAAGUUUCCUGCUGGAUGACACCACUGUGACGCUAUCCCUGGGUCAGCUCAAAAACAGGCUGAAGGAUGUAGCAGGAGAGGCUUAUUACCCGCUGCAGGAGGAUGAACAGUCCUGUCUGCCUCAGUCCAUCAGCAGUAACGAGCUCUCAGCCACCGUCAGCCUUCCUCUCAUUAUCCGAGAAAGAGACACAGAGUACCAGCUUACACGCAUCGUACUGUUUGACAGGCUCCUCAAGGCCUAUCCAUACAAAAAGAACCAGUUGUGGAAGGAAGCCAGGACAGAUAUUCCUCCUCUUCUCCGAGGAUUGGCCUGGGCUGCUUUACUGGGAGUCGAAGGCGACAUUCAGGCCAAGUACGACUCCAUUGAUAAGGACACGCCCAUCCCCACGGACAGACAGAUCGAAGUGGACAUCCCACGGUGUCAUCAGUACGACGAGCUGCUCUCCUCACCCCAGGGUCACAUCAAGUUCCGGAGAGUUCUGAAGGCGUGGGUCGUGUCCCAUCCCGACCUUGUGUACUGGCAGGGGUUGGAUUCACUCUGUGCCCCGUUCCUGUAUCUGAACUUCAACAACGAAGCACUUGCGUACGCCUGCAUGUCCGCCUUCAUCCCCAAAUAUCUCUACAACUUCUUUCUAAAGGACAAUUCGCACGUCAUACAGGAGUACCUGACUGUUUUCUCCCAGAUGAUAGCUUUCCAUGACCCCGAGCUCAGCAACCACCUCAACGAGAUCGGCUUCAUACCAGACCUGUAUGCCAUUCCGUGGUUCCUGACAAUGUUCACUCACGUCUUUCCCCUGCAUAAGAUCUUCCACCUAUGGGACACACUGCUGCUGGGCAACUCCUCGUUCCCGUUCUGUAUCGGAGUGGCGAUACUGCAGCAGCUGCGUGAUCGCCUCCUGGCUAACGGCUUCAACGAGUGCAUCCUCCUCUUCUCCGACCUUCCCGAGAUAGAUAUUGAACGCUGUGUUCGGGAAUCUAUCAACCUGUUCUGCUGGACUCCCAAGAGCGCCACGUAUCGGCAGCACGCCCAGCCACCUAAACCCAUCAGUGAUGGCAAUGGCUUUGGAAAGACUACAGCAUUCUACUCAUCAGAUUAUCAAGACCUAUCAAGCACAGACCUGUCCCGUGAGCCGUUGAAACUCUCCGAGCUGAAGGCUGAAGUAUCACCACGGAUCUCCGCUGAGGAUCUGAUAGAUCUGUGUGAGCUGACUGGUCCGGCUCAAUUCAAGACUCCUGUAAAGAGACCCAAGGCGGUCAAAACCAAGAUCGUGGCAGUAGACAUCCGGAGCAACGAGGACUUCUGCCGUGGUCACAUCCCAGGCAGCAUUAACGUUCCAUACAGCUCGGUGUUUGGACCAGAUGGAGAGCUGCUGCAGUGCCCCAGCACCAACACGCUGGCCAGCUAUAAGAGCAGAGUCGUCGUCAUCCUCAGCAACAUCACCAAGAACUCAGCCGCUUUUGCUGCUCACUUGGUGAAGGUGAAUUUUCCUCGUGUGUGUGUCCUGGAUGGCGGCAUCAACAAGAUGAAACCCACCGGCCUUUUAACUGUGCCUUCUCCACAGAUCUAAACCUGUGUGUGUGUCUCUGUCAGUGUCUGUGUGUCUGUGUUUGUGCAUGUGUGUGAGUGUAUAAACAUGUGUGUAUGUGUGUGUGUCUGCGUGUGUGCGCGCACGUCAGUCAUUUUUUUAAUCAUGUAUUGAAUGUGGCUUGAAUAUGACCAUCUUAUGUUUGAUCUUAAAUUUCACUAUUAAUGUCUACAUCUAUAUAAACUAUGAGGGCAUUUCACUGUAAAAAAAAGAAAUAGAGUUAGAUAUAGAUACAUUUAGUAUGAUGUCUUGUACAUGUACACUGUAAAAUCACCCAUAAUGCAGUCGAUUCUCUCCAGACAACUGAGCUGAAAGCUCUUGCUCUCGGACCAGUUUGGUGCUGCUGGGAUUUGAACCCAACUGGUUUGUAACCCAGUCAGCUGAGGUGGGCUGGUGCUGGUGUGUCACUGGCUGUGAGCUCAAAUCCCAGCAUCACAACUGUACUUUAUUACCGUUUACAGAAAUUACAGUUGUUUUCUAUCCUUUACUAGCUUCCAUUGUACAGUAAAAAAACUUUUCAGUGUUCAUCAUGUCAUCAUUUAACAUCGACCGUAAUAAAGGAUCAAUGAAACCUUU
This is a messenger RNA of Tachysurus fulvidraco (yellow catfish), 3545 nucleotides long. RefSeq names its product TBC1 domain containing kinase (gene tbck). NCBI's taxonomy places the organism in Eukaryota, Metazoa, Chordata, Actinopteri, Siluriformes, Bagridae. Gene Ontology annotation, molecular function: protein kinase activity; ATP binding. Gene Ontology annotation, biological process: protein phosphorylation. Bases 147 to 2951 code for a protein of 934 amino acids. The transcript is spliced from 25 exons. The record is from RefSeq and is a predicted model, not a curated record.